Hevea brasiliensis (rubber tree) is the source of this 1507-nucleotide messenger RNA. Its product is annotated as diacylglycerol O-acyltransferase 3. The coding region runs from base 136 to 1356 and encodes 406 amino acids. The record is from RefSeq and is a predicted model, not a curated record. The transcript has 2 exons. Lineage: Eukaryota; Viridiplantae; Streptophyta; Magnoliopsida; Malpighiales; Euphorbiaceae.
CCUUUCCCUGGGGGAUACAGAAUUAGAGACAGGAAGGACACCGUUAAUCGAAUCCUAAACCUGUUCGAACUUGAAUUUUGCUUCUUCCUUCUUAUAUAAAUUUCUGCCCCUUUUGCUACCAACUCUAUAGCAAACAUGGAGGCCGCUGGAGUAGUUUCCUCCCCUGCUCUUCGCUUCUCCGACGCCGGAGUCGAUAAUCGCUCUUUGAAAUUACGUUUCCGUCAACUGGGUAUGGUAAAUUCUAGAGUAUCAUUCAAAACCAGAGAUGAUACAGGGAUUUUGAGUCGUGGAUUUUCUGAUUCUGGGCAUAUGCAAUACUAUGUGUCCCCGUCUAUGGGUGGAGGAAAGAAGCAGAAGGAGAAGAGUAAAGAGAUAAAAACAGACAUGAAGAAAAGGUUGAAGUUGAUCAAAAGAUUGUCCAAAGACUUGGACCUUUUUGGCCGUACGGUAACUGUUGAAGAAUAUGGCAGCCGUUUGGUGCAUGAUUUCAAAGGGAGGACGCUGCUUUCGGAUGCAACGGAGGUUUUGCUUGCAGAACUGCAACAACUUAGAUCAGAGCAAAAGGAGCAAAAGAGAAAAAGAAAAGAAGAGAAAGCCCGGCGGAAAGCCACAUUGGUCAAAGCCAAGGCCAAGGUUGAUGCUGGAUCAUCCUCCUCCUCCACAAGCUCUUCACCAGAGUCAAGCGACAGUGAUUGUGGAGUGGUAAUGGGCAUUAGCAGCUUCAGAAGCAAUGCUCUGAAGCAAUUUAUAGACCACGAAAUAGAACAGGAACAGGAGAAUAAUAAAGAACAAGCCACAUUGGCCGAAAUUAGUUCAUCGAAUCAAGAAGAGGAACAGAAGAAUAAUAAAGAACAAGCCAUGUCGGCCGAAAUUAGUUCAUCGAAUCAAGAAGAGGAACAGAAGAAUAGUAAAGAACAAGCCACAUUGGCCGAAAUUAGUUCAUCGAAUCAAGAAGAGAACAACAGUUUCAGUCUUCGAAGUCUCAGAGAAGAUUGCUGCAAUGAGUGUAGCAGGUCAAACAACUCCAUUGAUCAUGAAACUAGUGGCAUUGCAUCAGGCAGGAGGAUUGAGAUUUGCAUGGGGGGCAGGUGCAAGAAGUUGGGAGCACUUGCAUUGUUGGAAGAAUUUGAGAAUAAGGUAGGAACGGAGGGUGCCGUUGUGGCGUGCAAGUGCAUGGGGAAAUGCAAGAACGGUCCUAAUGUGAGGGUUCAAAACGAGAGUGCAAAAGGUUCUGUGCAACCUCCGACCAAUCCUCUACCAUUGUGCAUUGGAGUAAAACUGGAAGACGUAGAUGAGAUUGUUAGAAAUUUUCUGGGCAAAGACAGGAACGAUAAUUGUCUAAUGGCAACCUCUUAAAGAGACGCGUUUAUUUUCUGAAUAUUUCGUUAAUUAGCCUUUUUUGGGUAGAUUCUAAUUGUGAGGACUCAACAUUCGUUUUCUUAGGGUGAUUUCAUAUGUUACCAGAGAAAUUUCAUACAUUUCAACAUUACUUUAGUUUUGCUGGAGA